UUGGAUUGUUUAAUCGGAAAAUCGGAUUUUUCCUCUUCCAGAUCUCGUUGAGAUGGCUUCCAAUGGAGCUACUAGCUCCGGAAGAGAUGAUGAUUCUUCUGCUACGAGGAGGAAUUCCAAGAAACCUCAAUAUUCUAGGUUUUCACAGCAAGAGCUUCCUGCUUGCAAGCCUAUGCUAACACCAGGAUUGGUCAUAAUGGCAUUCAUAUUUAUUGGGACUAUCUUUAUCCCAAUUGGUCUUGUUUCUUUGUUUGCAUCAGAAAGUGUCGUAGAAAUUGUUGACCGCUAUGACAAAGGCUGCAUUCCAGAGAAGUAUGGCAAGCAUAUGGUUGCAUUUAUACAAAGCAAGGAAACUAACAAGACCUGUUUGAGGACUUUGACUGUCCCAAAGCUCAUGAAAAAUCCUGUAUAUGUUUAUUACCAGCUUGAUAACUUCUACCAGAACCAUCGCAGAUACGUUAAAAGCAGAAAUGACAAACAGCUCAGGAGCAAAGCAUAUGCAAGUGAAACGAGUACUUGUGCCCCUGAAGCCACCACAGCAAAUGGGUCUGCAAUCGUUCCUUGUGGUCUUAUUGCCUGGAGCUUGUUCAAUGACACAUAUGGGUUUUCUGUUAAAAACAAGGCCUUAGAAGUCAGCAAGAAAAAUAUAGCCUGGAAAAGUGACCAGGACUCUAAGUUUGGCUCUGAUGUCUUCCCUAAAAAUUUUCAGAGUGGAGGCUUAAUUGGGGGUGCCAAACUUAAUUCGAGUAAACCUUUGAGUGAACAAGAGGAUCUUAUUGUUUGGAUGAGAACUGCGGCACUGCCAACUUUCAGAAAGCUCUAUGGGAAGAUAGAGGUUGACCUUGAAGCCAAUGAAAAGAUAACAGUGCUGAUACAGAACAACUAUAAUACUUACGGUUUUGAGGGCAAAAAGAAACUUGUUCUUUCAACUACCAGUUGGAUAGGAGGCAAAAACGAUUUCCUGGGCAUAGCAUAUCUUACUGUUGGUGGUCUUUGCUUGUUCUUGGCAAUAAACUUUGUUCUAGUGUAUGUGAUCCAUCCAAGGCCGCUGGGGGAUCCAUCCUUCUUAUCAUGGAACAGAAAUCCAGCAGGACAUUGUACUUAUGGCUGACUUCUUGCUUCCAACUCCCAUUUUUUGGACACCACAAUGCUUACAUGGCCACGAUAGUCUUCCUUGGACGAGGAAUUUUCACCAUAAAACAGUCUGAUCAGGAUGAGAAGUGCGAUCAUUUGUCCAGGACCGAAACCUGAGUGUAUAUAAAACGAAGGGGAAAUGCUGUGCACAAAUACCAAUUGUUGAAUAGAUGGAAAUCCUUGAGCUUUAGUUAUAUUUAGUUCUCUUACCAGGCUGAGUUGUUGAGUAUCAUCUUCUAUGUAACUGUUCCAAAUUUAUGUUUUUCCUGAUGUUAGAG
This is a messenger RNA of Telopea speciosissima, 1412 nucleotides long. RefSeq names its product ALA-interacting subunit 5-like. Lineage: Eukaryota; Viridiplantae; Streptophyta; Magnoliopsida; Proteales; Proteaceae. The coding region runs from base 53 to 1111 and encodes 352 amino acids. The transcript has 8 exons. Gene Ontology annotation, cellular component: endoplasmic reticulum; Golgi apparatus; plasma membrane. The record is from RefSeq and is a predicted model, not a curated record.